Messenger RNA from Angiostrongylus costaricensis, 516 nucleotides. NCBI's taxonomy places the organism in Eukaryota, Metazoa, Nematoda, Chromadorea, Rhabditida, Metastrongylidae. The record is from the annotation of a GenBank genome assembly.
AUGACAAAGAGUGACAAACAAUCGUUUACGGGUUGGGUGAGGGCAAUUCAGGAUUUAGGGCAAUUGCUUCAAAACGGCGCAGUGUGGGAAUUUGCCGGCUGCGUCCGUGGUGAUGAGAGCUGAGAAAAAAAUGAGAAUGGGAACCGUCUCGAAGGACUCCCGUCAGCAGCACGUCUCUUCCAUGGAAACUCGUUCUUCCAGAAGGAAGAAAGUCGCUGCUGGACAUGGGAGUCUCUCAACGGCGUGUCUCAUGCGGAGAUCGACCAUAUUCUGACAAACAGGAGAUGGUGCCUACUUGACAGAUCGGUAGUCUUGUCAUUCUGUACUGGUUUCGAUCACCGCCUUCUUCACGCGAAAAUUCGAUUCAGCCGCAAACUGGAAAAGAACUCUCUUCAUCGACCACGAGGAAAAAGUCUAGCUGUAUACGACGAGAAUAUUCUGAACGAAGUCUUGUCCAAACGUGACUGGCAGAUUAAAGAAGACCCGACCGAAGACUACGAGCUGCUUGUCGAAUGA